CACAGCCGACUGGACUAUAGUGGCGACUCCAAGUACGACCCAGGUGUGAAGGCGUCCUAUUUCUGAGCGGCAUGCAGGGAUCAGGGGGUUUGGACCGCUGCGGAAAACUUGCUUCUGCUGCUCAAGUCAUGCUCAAUGUGCAACUCUGAAGCCGCAUAAACUGCGACUGAGAGCAGUUUAACGCGUCUCUUAUCGUUCUUUUUUUUAACCCCCCUAGAGGAUUACUCCUUCCCUCGGUAACCAUGGGUUCUGUGAUGUUGGACUGGCGGUUAUCAUGUCUUCUUCUGCAAGCAGCUGUUUUGCUGCUGCUCAGCAAGGGGGAGAGGAUGUGCCCCGUGAGUUGUCGCUGCGAGGGAAAGAUCGUUUAUUGUGAGUCAGGCAUCUUCCACGACGUUCCAGAAAACAUCACCACGGGAUGCCAAGGUCUGUCUCUGCGUUACAACAACCUGCAGGUUCUGCUGCCGUACCACUUCGCUCAUCUCGGUCAGCUUGUGUGGCUUUACUUGGACCACAACUCAAUCACUGCCAUAGAUGCUUUAGCUUUCCACGGGGUGCGCAGGCUGAAAGAACUGAUCCUGAGCUCAAACAAAAUAUCCCAUCUGCACAACAACACAUUCAGUGCCAUACCAAACCUGAGGAAUCUGGACUUAUCCUAUAAUCAGCUGCAGUCUCUUCAUCCCGGACAUUUCUACGGGCUGCGCAAGCUACAGAAUCUCCACUUCAGGUCCAAUGGACUGAAACAGAUCCUCGUUCGUACUUUUUUGGAAUGCCGCAGCCUGGAGUUCCUCGACCUGGGUUAUAACCGCUUGCGGAGCCUCACCCGCACCGCGUUUUUGGGGCUGUUCAAGUUGAGGGAACUUCAUUUAGAGCACAAUCAAUUUACCAGGAUUAAUUUCUUUAUUUUCCCACGCCUCAGCAACCUCCAGGCUCUUUAUUUGCAAUGGAACCGCAUACGAUUCAUCAAUCAAGGUGUGCCGUGGACUUGGCAGAAACUUCAGAAACUGGACCUCUCGGGGAAUGAAAUCCAAAUCUUGGAUCCCGCUGUUUUCCAGUGCAUGCCAAACUUACAGAUACUGAACCUCGAAUCAAACAAGCUGAGUAGCGUGCCUGUGGAGGCUGUGGCAGCAUGGACUUCGCUGACCACCAUCAGCCUGGCAGGUAACGCCUGGGACUGCAGCCCCAGCAUCUGCCCUCUCAUGACAUGGCUGAGAACCUUCAAAGACUCCAAAGACAUCAGCAUGAUAUGCAGCAGUCCCAAGUCUGUGCAGGGCGAAAGAGUGGUGGACGUAGUGAGAAACCACUCAGUAUGCAUAGACAUGUUAAAUGUGUUCUCGACCACUUUCAUCAUUAGGGGUUCAGCUGAAAUUGUGAAUAUCACAGCUCCCCCGUCUCCCUCUGAUGUUACAGACCUGGCUGCACAGACGUCCACCGCUUCGCCUGACCAGCCUGGCAGGACAGACAGAGAGACAACAGAAUCCACAACUAUGAGCUCUACAGCCCACAACUCCCCCGAAACCCCUACAUCAUUUAUCCCUGAGCUACAGUUUGAACAUAUGGCUUUCCAUAAAAUCAUUGCGGGCAGCGUAGCCCUGUUCUUGUCAGUGUCAUUGAUUCUGCUGGUUAUUUAUGUCUCGUGGAGGCGCUACCCCAACACCAUGAGGCAGCUGCAGCAGCACUCAGUCAACCAUAAGCGCAGAAAAAAGGCCCGCAAGCAGGAACAGGACCUUAACUCUCAGUUGCAAGAGUACUAUCUGAGCUACCACUCAAACUCUGAGACAAUGGACUCCUUGGUGAACGAGCCAAGGCCGUGCACGUGCACUAUAUCAGGAUCAAUAGAAUGCGAGGUCUGAGCUGCCCACUAAAACACGAGAUAUAAAGUGCAAUUGCUAAGCAGAGGUAGAUAGGGUUUGUUUCCCCUCCAAAAAAAAAGAUUAAGUGGUUUUUAUCUCUAAUAUGAGAUGAUAGAUUCUGCAGCAGUGAAUAAAAUACUGGGGGGCAUAGUACAAUAUAAUUAUAUGCAGAGAAAAGAUUGGAAUGGAGAAAUAUAUUUGGAGAGCUAAUUAUCGCCCUGACUGACACAAGAACAGUGGCAGGGUCAGUCGGGUUAGCUGUGUCUGACCUUACAAAAAGACUGGAUCUUUGCUAACGCGAAAGUCAGCUCCACAGAGAGACUGACCUUAUUCUUAGUCAGAGUAUAUUGCCAUAGAAUAUACGAGCCAACAAAGCCACUUUUUACUUGCAACUGUUUUGUUUUUUUUAUUUUAUUUAUUACUAUUAUAUAGCUUGUAAAGCAUUUUGGAUAAAUGUCAAUACCUUUGAGUGUAUGUGUGUAUAUGAGUGUGCUAUGGGGAUGAACUAAUAGGACUGCACCUUAUUCUCACAGAUAGUUUUUGUCCAGUUAAAUUAUUUUUGCAUUGGGCCCCACAGUAUAGCAGUAGCAGUACCAUAAAAAUGGACAAGGGUGGGGGGCAAUCACAGAGAACAAUCUUGUCCUGAGAUCAUAUGCAUGAGGCCGUUCUCUUUACUUUAGAUGCUUCUUUCUCCUGUAAAAGGAUCCGUCCUGACUACAGAAAAAAAGAGAAAAAAUAUGUGUGCAAUUUGAUUUGCUGUGAGAAAAGCCACACAGAUGAACAGUAUUUAAAUACCCAUGAGUCUGAAUCUCAGGACUGACGUUUUCCAAGCUGUACAAAUCUGUCAGGUCCAACAGAAGGCCUUGUGUGUGUGUUAAGAAGUAACAAUGUUGACUUUCAACAUAUUUUGUAUUGAUUACCGCUGUCAUUGUAUGGACUGUUUGUGUAAAGACGUAAUAAUGUGGAUACUAGGAAUUCUAUGUGACUGUAUAAUUAAAAGAAACACUGACA
Messenger RNA from Neolamprologus brichardi, 2861 nucleotides. It is a transcript of the gene lrrtm4l2, whose product is annotated as leucine rich repeat transmembrane neuronal 4 like 2. Gene Ontology annotation, molecular function: protein binding. The record is from RefSeq and is a predicted model, not a curated record. NCBI's taxonomy places the organism in Eukaryota, Metazoa, Chordata, Actinopteri, Cichliformes, Cichlidae.